AUGGAAGGAAUCGAUGAUGCGAAAAUGCACUUUCUCAGAGAAAUCUCUUUGCAUAAGUUUUUCAACAAAGGCGACCGCACAUCGCACUGGUACUUGCUGCUGGCUGGCGAGGUCCAACUGUUUCUACCCGGCUAUUAUCCAGGAUCCGAAGCGUUGCCGUUGUGUUCACUGUCGGCCGGCUCCCUGUUUGGCGAACUCGACAUCGACCGUCACUGCUGUUCGGCAGUCGUCACUCGGCAGGCCGAAUUUGUUCGAAUAUCACAACGUAUUCCAUCUCACCUGAUAGCCACCCGAUCCGACGCUGGAGUCGUCCAUCCGUUGCCGAACGGAGACGUGAACGGUAUACAUUCGACUACAGCAGUAACAUCAUACCCACAGGAAUAUCACGGAGGGCCAACGACGUCUUUCGACGUGUCCGCGAUGCAGGCUGAGUUGGAUCAGGUGCCACAACAUUCUUACGAUCAAGGCAGCAUCAUCGAAUUCAACAAUGCCAUU
This is a messenger RNA of Ostertagia ostertagi, 495 nucleotides long. The record is from the annotation of a GenBank genome assembly. Lineage: Eukaryota; Metazoa; Nematoda; Chromadorea; Rhabditida; Trichostrongylidae.